UAUAUAUAUAUAUAUAUAUGUUUAAAUAUUUAUUCAGUUUUAUAUUCUAUUUCAGAUGCCCUCGUUAUAGUUUAGAUAGGUAAAAAAAAUCGAUUAAUGAACGGAGCAAGUAGGAAGAAAUCAACCCAACCUUCACAAUCUCCACCGCCUCCAACGAUGCAAAAGACAGGUGCAGACCAACACAAAGGCAACGUAGCCCGAAUAGUAGAGAGGCUGCAGAAGAAUGCGAGAUUAGGCCACAGCGCCAUGUUAGAGCAGAUCAAGGAAGAUUUGGCAAAAAGAAAAAUUGCUCUAAACAUUCAACCUACGAUGACUAAAGCUAACUGGAGAAGCCCCCCACCGACGACAGCCCCACCGCCGAUACCAGUGACACCUAGCAGUCCGCCAGUGUACUGCUGUCCAAUGGAGAUCCCACCCAUCAAGCCGCGACUGGGCCCCAAACCCGGCGACCUGGCUGUGCUGCAAAAGUUCUUCGGCCUGAGGACUCCACUUGAUCUGGAAAGUGCAAGAAGACUGGCAUGCUCCUCCACCAGCGACGGGUCGACUCCACUACACCAGGCAGCAAGGGAGAGCCGUGCUACCGAAGUAGCUGCACUCAUCCGGAUGGGAGCGUCCGUCGAGGCACAAGACGCCCUCGGAUUCAGACCGGUCCACAAGGCAGCGGCUGCGGGUUCUGUCCAUGUCUUGCAGCUCCUGAAGCUUGUCGGAGCCGAUCUGCAGGCUAAAGGGAACCAUGGUUACAGGCCAAUCCACCGGGCCGCGAUGAACGGCGGUAUGGAGGCGGUGCGGUGGCUGGUGGAGCAGGGGUGUUCGGUGGACUCCACGAUCAGCGGAGGGUGGACGGCACUCCACCUGGCGGUGUGGUGGGACCGGGAGCCCGUGGUGCGGUGCCUUCUCGAUCUGGGGGCCUCGGUCAACUACCUGACUGACCAAGGUGUGUCCCCUUUCGCCAUGGCCGUCUCAGGACGGAACGAGGAUCUGGCGCGCCUUCUUCACAGAUAUGGAGGGGUCAUGGAAUAAUGGAACUCGGUUCCUUCAAACUAAAAUA
Molecule: messenger RNA, 1048 nt
Organism: Nezara viridula (southern green stink bug)
Lineage: Eukaryota; Metazoa; Arthropoda; Insecta; Hemiptera; Pentatomidae
Source: the annotation of a GenBank genome assembly